AUGGAAGAGCAUACCUCGCAUACGUUUGCCACGGAAAUGACCCCGCUGGAUCAGCAAUCGAGUCACAGUUUUGCCAAUGAACUGACAUCCGACGAUUUCCAACACAACAACAACAACAACAACAAUGUGCCCAAGCGAAAGGCCAAGUCCAUUUCGCCCGCGACAAACAAGAAAGAAUCUGUGGAACCACCGGCACGGACACGCAGCCACGUGGACAUUUUUCAAAGCCAUUUCGUGGUUGCCAGUGGUGGUGGCAGUGGACAUGGCAGUGGCAGUGGACACGGCGGGAAAAAGUACAGGUCGUCUCCCAAAAGUGCUCGAAAGCGUCCGGUCAUGGAACCGGAGGGAACCAAGGCUCAUGACACCAACGACGAGGGCGAGUUUCGUCCUAGCGUGAAACCUACAGUCUCAGCGGUAUCGUCCGACAGCGCCUCGGCAGCAACAUCAACCAGUCUGCCACAGCCCUGGAAGGAAUUGCUGAAAACCACCAAACAACGAGCACAAAGCAUGGGCGAUGUGGUCAGCAGCAACAACAAUUACAAUCACAAUCAUGCCAGCUACGAUUUCAGUGCUGGUACGCCGUCAGAGGAUUUGGCCAGCACAGAAUCGUUGGAACUCGAGCCCAGUCCGACUUCUGUGGUGGAGGAAUCCCCCACCAAAGGAGUGUUCUCGCUGGAUUUCACAAAUCAGCAACAAGACGUUGAGCCUCAUGUUUUGACGAAACAACAAAAACAGCAAGGGACAAGCGAUGUACAGGCUUAUCACGAAUCGAUCCAAUGGAAGUCUCUGGCUGUUCCUCAUCCCCUUCAAUCGAGCGGUCGUCGUGCACAGCGGCGCAUGACUUUGACGUGCGAUGGAAGAGACAACUUAGACCGUGGAACAAACACCGACAGGAGGGCGAAAACGGUCGCUCCGCCGGGAAACGACGGCAAUAUUUUGUCGCCUCGCGGAGCUGCGUCGAGAGAUUCAGAUGUCGACGCCGAACGCCAAAAACUGAUUUCUCCUGCUGCGUCCAAUGAUGACGCGAGUGAAGCCGAUUUGGACUUGAGCGAUAUGGUCCUUACGCAGGCUGAGAGCGAAAUAGAAGCCGCUCAGUUGCCCUCGGUCACUACGAUCGUCCAACACUUAUCCGCUUCAGCCAGCUUGAUUGACGCAACCGACAUUCCUUACAAGACAACCUUGAACAGUUUUGCAGCCGAACGCAGCGUUGACACCGACGAUGAAACUCUUUUGACGCGAAGCGAAAGCGGGGAGGAAGAUUCAGCGAAUAAUGAGCUUCCCAAGCAGGGGUCUGCUAUCACCCAGCAUUUUGCUUCAACGACGAAGAGCAAGAAGUCUCUCUCAGAUGCUUGUGACAGUGUAGUGUUAUCCAAAGCACUCAAGGUUGUUCCUUCACUCCAUAGCAGUGAAGUUGAUGAUACAGACAACCAGACAGCUCUACCAUCACUGCACAGCAUCCAGCAAAAUGAAGUUGAGGAGGAUUCUGUGGUGUCUGAGUUGCCCACGGCGACAACGAUUUCCCAGCAUCUUGCAGCCAAGAGUCCCCGCAGUCAGCGAAAAGGAAUAUCGGAUGCCUGUGACAGUGUUGUCCUCUCCAAAGCCCUUCAAAAGAAGCCAUUGUCGAAGAGUCUGCAACCUGAUGAUGUAGACAAUGACACGGUGCUGCCAUCAUUGUACAGCAUCCAAGAAAGUCAAGCUGGUACGGUUUCGACUGAGUCACUAGCAGAAGAGCGUACAAGAACAACAGCUACUGAAAGCACAACAAUAUCUCAGCACUUGUCCAGUACGAGUCCUAAAAAAAGCAAGAAAGUGCUCUCAGAUGCAUGUGACAGUGUAGUCCUUUCCAAAACACUUCAAAAUAGGCCUCUGGGCAGAGUAAUGCAGCGAGAUGAACCUGACAAUGAUACUGUGUUGCCAUCUCUUUAUAGUGUCCAACCGAGUGGUACUGAGGACGAAGAGGAAGACGAGGAGAAUUCUGUUCUUACCGAGUUGCCAACGGCCUCUUCCAUCUCUCAGCACAUAUCUGCCACCAGCACAGGAAAGUUCAGGAAGAAGGGGCUGUCAGAUGCCUGCGACAGCGUUGUCUUGUCAAAGGCGCUGAAGAACAAGCCAUUGGGGAGGGCUUUUCAACCAGACGAGAUUGACAAUGACACAGUGCUACCUUCUCUUUACAGCAUCCAACAAAGUGACCCCGAUGAUGAGGACGACGAUGAAAGCGACGAGAGUAUGGUCUCUGAGUUGCCAAAAAAUGCAAGGCUCAAGCAGCAUUUUGCAGCAAAGAGCGCCAAACACAGAAACAAGAAGGGGUUGUCGGAUGCUUGUGACAGUGUUGUGCUCUCAAAAGCCCUGAAGACUAAACCACUCACACGGACUCUCCAUCCAGAUGAACAAGACAAUGAUACAGUGCUGCCUUCUCUCUACAGUGUUCAACCAAGUGAUACGGAUGAUUCUGAUGAGGACGAGGGUGAUGAGAGUGUGGUCUCUGAGCUGCCCAAGAAUACAAGGCUGAAUCAGCAUCUGAAGACUAAACCACUCACACGAACUCUCCAUCCAGCUGAACAAGACAACGACACCGUGUUGCCAUCUCUGUACAGCGUUCAACCAAGUGAUACUGAGGAUUCUGGUGAGGACGAGGGUGAUGAGAGUGUGGUCUCUGAGCUGCCCAAGAAUACAAGGCUGAAGCAGCAUUUUGCCGCAAAGAGUCCCAAACAGAGAAACAAGAAGGGUUUGUCUGAUGCUUGCGACAGUGUCGUCCUCUCCAAAGCACUUCAGAAGAAGCCACUGAUGAAGAGCAUUCAAGCAGAGGAGUAUGACAAUGAUACAGUGCUUCCAUCGCUUUACUCGGUAGAAACGAGAGAAGUGGACGAAGGGGGGUCUGUGGCUUCUUCGUAUGUGCUGGAACCCACACGGAAGGGGCACACUUCCAACAGCCUUUUGAAUGCCAGUGGCAAAUUCCGUGCAUUGGAAGAACGCAAGGGCCAGGCAAUCACGAAUGCAUAUGCGAUGGACGAUUUGAUGAUGAACACGAGCACGCUGUUGAAAGAUGAUUCGGGAGCUGGGGACAAAGACGGCAGCAUUCGACGCAGGUCACUGGAUGUUCUAAGCUCCUACAACAAAGCUUCUUCUUAUUCUGGCAAUAAGGCAAACCUGAGCGCAUUGGACUUGUCUCCGCAAAAGCCGAAAAAGACGCUUUCGUACCAAUCUCAUUUUUCCAAUGCCGCCCCGCCAUUGACAGGGACCGAUCAAACCAGAUCCGCGAACCUGGACGAAGAUGACGAAAUCGUUUCUGUGGACGGCAGUUUAGAGGAUCACGGAGAAGGUGCUCCUAGCCCUAUCCGCCGGUACCAUUCCAUGCAGCCAGGCAGCAGCGCACACCGACGAAAUGACCUCUGGCUCUACAAGAACAAUGGCAACAACAACGAUGAAAGGAAAGUGACUCGUCGACACUCGUAUGGGACGAGUACGGGCCACUCUCGUGCGACCCUGGAAUCACUCGACAACUCAGAGUCUGUCGUGGGCGAACUUCCUGAGCGAGGAAAGUUGCAACUCGUCAAGUCGAGCGACAGCGUAGAGCUAACGUUUGUCCGCAAGAAGAAGAGUGCCCAGAAGAGCGCCCAACAGAAACGCCAACGUUCGGCUAGAAGACUCAAGCCAUGGACCAGCACUUCCAACCUGGAUGCAUCAAUGGAUCUGAAUUUCCUGCAUCAGUCCGUUCCAACUCAUGGCCCGUCACCCUGGGAGCACUUUACGUCUGGUGGCGAAAACGCCGAGGAAGACCACUUGACCAGAUCACAAAGGCUAGAUCGCUGGUCGACGUCGUACUAA
This is a messenger RNA of Seminavis robusta, 3825 nucleotides long. The record is from the annotation of a GenBank genome assembly. Lineage: Eukaryota; Bacillariophyta; Bacillariophyceae; Naviculales; Naviculaceae.